Messenger RNA from Aspergillus steynii IBT 23096, 1814 nucleotides. Its product is annotated as putative FAD-dependent oxygenase. The transcript has 4 exons. NCBI's taxonomy places the organism in Eukaryota, Fungi, Ascomycota, Eurotiomycetes, Eurotiales, Aspergillaceae. Bases 202 to 1704 code for a protein of 500 amino acids. The record is from RefSeq and is a predicted model, not a curated record. Gene Ontology annotation, molecular function: oxidoreductase activity; FAD binding.
CGACAGGGAUUCAAAUCCAGCGGAAUUAUACUUUAUUAGAUUGCUUCCUUCAGUGAGAACUCUUUUCGUCUCCUGCAUUUCUCCUGCAGGUGUUGAACUAGGGGCCAGUUGUGCGCGCGCCCUUAUUUUGGGUCUUCCUUUUACCUUUUGUCUCCUGCAUCUUAACCCACCGCGAUAUAACCUUUCGCCUCUUGAGUCAAAAUGCGUUUGCAAGUGGUCACCGCCAUCGCCGCGUGGGCUGUUACCUCGGCCUGUCAGAGCCUGCCUGUCACUCGGAACCUGUGGUCUCGCGACGCCGACUACAAGGAACUCAGUGAGAAGCUUUCGACCUCUGCCAAGGUUUACUACCCUGGCUCGGAUGAGUUCAAGAAGGCUUCCACUCGGUGGUCCAAUCUGGAGUUGCCCACCGUGAACAUCGUUGUCGUUCCUAGCACAGAGAACGAUGUCGUUGAGACGGUGAAAUUCGCCAACAAGAAGGAAUUGCCCUUCCUGGCUUACAAUGGCGCCCACGGAGCCAUCACUACCCUGGGCAAGAUGACUAGUGGUAUCGAAAUUUACCUGGAUCAGCUUAGCGGUGUCGAUGUCGCCGAGGAUGGCAAGACGGUUACCAUUGCUGGUGGAACCAAGUCUAAGCUGGUGACUGACACGCUCUGGGAGGCUGGAAAGCAGACCGUCACUGGUACCUGCGAAUGUGUCAGCUACCUCGGUCCCGCCCUGGGUGGUGGCCACGGCUGGCUUCAGGGCCACCACGGUCUUGUUGCUGACCAGUUCGAGUCGAUGAACAUCGUGCUUUCCAACGGCACUCUUGCCACUCUGGACUCCAGCUCUGAGCUCUGGUGGGCCGUCAAGGGCGCCGGCCACAACUUCGGUAUCGUCACUUCCGUCACCUCCAAGGUCUUCGACAUCGAGCACAAGGACUGGGCCAUUUCGACCAUCACCUUCAGCGGCGACAAGGUCGAGCAGGUCUACGAGGCUGCCAACAAGUAUCUCCUCAAGAACGGUACCCAGCCUGCCGGUGUGAUCAACUGGUCGUACUGGCUGAACAACCCCGAUGCUGAUGCCAGCAACCCCGUCAUCAUCAUGUACAUCAUCCAGGAAGGCGUCAAGGAAGUCGACUCCGCCUACACAGCUCCCUUCGAAGAAAUCGGUCCCAUCUCCACCGACCCCCAGAGCGGCACCUACACCGACCUCGCCGCGUGGACCAACAUCGCUCUUGACUCCGUGCCCUGCCAGAAGUCCGGUCUCAUCAACCCGCGAUUCCCCAACUACCUUGAGACCUACAACGUGGCCGCGCAGAAGCAGGCCUACCAGGUCUUCGCGGAUGCCGUCCGUGGCUCCUCCGCCUUCAACGGCUCCAUCUUCAUGUUCGAAGGCUACUCCAUGGAAGGCGUCAAGGCGAUUGACGCCAAGAGCACCGCUUUUGCCUACCGUGACGAGAACAUCCUCUCCGCCCCCCUGAUCACCUACAAGCCUGACGGUGCCGAGCUGGACGAGAAGGCCGCUAAGCUGGGUAACCAGCUGCGUCAGAUCCUGCAGGACGCGAGCGGCACCGCGGAUGUGCGCGCGUACGUCAACUAUGCGUAUGGUGAUGAGGGCUCCGAGGGCUGGUAUGGUAGCGAGAGCUGGAGACAGAGCCGUCUGCAGAGCUUGAAGAAGAAGUAUGACCCCAGCGGCAUGUUCAGCUUCUAUGCGCCGAUCGCUUAGAGGAGAGGGCGACGAUAUGAUUGUUCUUUUGUGAGAUGUGUAUAUACAUGACUUUGUCUGAUGCUAAGGACGCGGGUGAUUUGAACCUACCUAUGAAUUACAAUAGUAAU